This is a messenger RNA of Kwoniella mangroviensis CBS 8507, 1659 nucleotides long. RefSeq lists its product as uncharacterized. NCBI's taxonomy places the organism in Eukaryota, Fungi, Basidiomycota, Tremellomycetes, Tremellales, Cryptococcaceae. Bases 1 to 1659 code for a protein of 552 amino acids. Gene Ontology annotation, biological process: transmembrane transport. The transcript is spliced from 15 exons. Gene Ontology annotation, molecular function: transmembrane transporter activity. The record is from RefSeq and is a predicted model, not a curated record. Gene Ontology annotation, cellular component: membrane.
AUGGUAUUCAGUAGUAUGCUUGGCUUCAGAGCUAAAGGCCACCCCAAGGAUGAGGCGGAAGUAGCCGCUGUGGUCGAUCCCUCCGCCCACAUCGACCCACAAACGGGAGCUGUCAUCGAGAAGAAGACCAAGAAAGAGAGGUUGUUCGUAGCAAGACUAGACGCUGUCCUGCUUGUGUACUGCUGUAUCAGUCAAACGAUCAAGUACCUGGAUCAACAGAAUAUCAGUGCAGCCUAUGUGUCAGGUAUGAAGGAGGAAUUAAGCCUCUAUGGUAACGAAUACAACUACUUCACUACCUGGUUUAAUGUUGGAUAUGCCAUCUUCCUCAUCCCUUCCCAGAUCGUCAUAACCCAUGUUCGGCCUUCAUUAUGGCUCCCGACGCUCGAAGCGUUCUGGGGAGUCUUGACAGUAUCUAUGUAUAAGGUGCACAACUACAAGCAGGUUUACGUACUCAGAGCAUUUAUCGGUGCACUUGAAGCAACUUGUUAUCCUGGUGCUAUCAUGCUGUUGAUGUCUUGGUAUACACCGGUUGAGCUGGCCUUCCGAAUUGGUUUCUAUCACUCUUGCCAGACUGGUAAGUGUGGAUCAGAACAGAUUUUUGAGGCAAAGCUGACUGUCCGGCGAUCACAGUUGGCAAUAUGGCCUCGCGUCUUGAAGCUUGCUGGUGCCCUUCAAGCCGCUAUCUACACCAACCUGGAUGGAAUCAAUGGGAUCAGUGGCUGGAGAUGGAUGAUGAUCAUCGAUGGUAUUCUCACUCUUGUGAUCAGUCUGGCAGGAUUCUUCCUUAUCCCCGACUUCCCAAGCAAGCCAAACCCCAUGUCGUUCUGGCUCCGUCCGAAACACAUUGCUAUUGCUGUCGAACGUACCAAGAAAUUCAAGAGAGCGGACAACAAGAAGUUCACGCUUAAUUCCGUCAAGAAAGCAUUAACUGGACCUCUUUUCUACAUCUUCGUGAUACUCUAUGUCUCUUCUGUAAUUUCCCAACAAAGUUAUACAUACUUCAACCUCUGGCUGAAGAGCUUGAAGAAUGCGGACGGGACUGCUCGGUGGACAGUGGCCCAGGUAAAUUUGUUACCUCUGAUUGGAGGAGCAAUAACAAUCGUCACCAUCUGGUUCUGGGGGUUUGUAUCCGAUUAUUACCAAACCCGAUGGAUCCCUGUCGUCGUUCAGGCUUGUAUUGGUAUUAUACCCGGCAUAAUCAUGUCAAUUUGGCAUGUUAGCGAUGCCGCAAAGUACUUCUCAUACUUCAUUGUAUAUCUAACCUUGGCUACUGCACCUCCAAUCUGGGCUUGGCUCUCGGAUCUCAAUCCCUUCGAUGCAGAACAACGAGCGUUCACUCUUGGUUUCGCUAUCGCAUUCUACUACGCAUGUGGAGCGUGGUCAGGACCGUUGAUCUGGCCAGCUAAGACUGCCCCUCAUUACAAAUACGGCUGGCAAGUUACAAUCGCGUUGUGGAUUUUAGUUAUCAUCAUGGCUUGUUCUUUGCGGUACAUCGAAGUCAAACAUAUCAGGCCCAAGAACAGACGAAUCGCUCAGGAGAAGGAAGAAGCCGCACGUGCUGCCGAGAGGGAAGCUGAGCUACAAGCUGAGCAAGACGCAGACAAGAAAGACGUGCAAGUCACAAGAAUCACAUCGAUUCGUUCUAGAGAUAGCGUAUAG